Crotalus tigris (Tiger rattlesnake) is the source of this 2238-nucleotide messenger RNA. It is a transcript of the gene TBPL2, whose product is annotated as TATA-box binding protein like 2. Bases 780 to 1742 code for a protein of 320 amino acids. The record is from RefSeq and is a predicted model, not a curated record. Gene Ontology annotation, molecular function: DNA binding; RNA polymerase II general transcription initiation factor activity. The transcript has 7 exons. Gene Ontology annotation, biological process: DNA-templated transcription initiation. NCBI's taxonomy places the organism in Eukaryota, Metazoa, Chordata, Lepidosauria, Squamata, Viperidae.
UCCAGCAACCAUUCCUUAUAUGUUUUAGCCUCCAGUCCCGAUCAUAGGUUGCCAACUAUAAUUUAGUUCAAUGUGUUGUGUAGUUAGUCUAAGGAACAUUGGGUCAUAUAUAUCCAAAUCUUGAUUCAGUUAAUUAUAGUCAAUCUCUUGGAGAAAUAUAUCCAUUUUUUCUGGGAAAAUCCUACAGAAUUAAGGUUUUGGUUCAUUUAAAGCAAGAUUCAGCAACUUGAGUCCUUAGGGUUACAUGGAGGCCUACAAAUAAUUCCUUUCUUGUAGCCCACAAGCCUCUAUUGACCAGAGUUGCCAGAAAUUGGAGUUAAGAUUUUUGAGGUGGGAAAAAGAAAAAAAAUACUAUCUAAGUAUCAUCUUAAUUGUCAAUAAAGCAAAGAAACAGCACUAAGCUCUUGGUAUUACCUAUUGUAUAACUUAGACUUUUACAACAUUAAAUGCAACUCUUGGCCAUCAAAAUAUUGCCUACUUGCUUAAGGGAUCCACAAGACUUACUGAAGUAGCACACAGGUGAUUUUGAUGCUCCAAUUUUAAUGAAAGAACACUUGAUUCUCUUCUCAGAUAAAGAGGUCCAUACUUCAUUCAGCUGCCUGGAGUUAUUCAGGCUUAAAGGCUUUAAGGUAGAAAGAUAAUGGCUGCAGUUGACUUUCUUUUAGAAUAGCAAUUUUUAACUUCUCUCUACUCUAAAAGGCUUUUAACUCAUUAACUGAACAAGAAACAAAGCAGGAUUGGAUUUUUGUUAAUUUACUCAGUACUAUUAGAAGCCAUCCAUGGAUGGGGAAUUCUCAUUGGAAAGCUACCUAGAUGAGUGUUCAAGCCAGGAUGAUCUUCCAUCAAAUAGCCCUCAAAUGUAUUCUCCCAUGAGUCCCUUUGGGUCAGAUUUGCCUAUUUCUGCCAUUCCGGGCACAUUGUUUACUCCUCAGCCUGACCAAGACAAAGACUUCUCUUCGGUAGAUCUCAGCUUCCUGCCAGAUGAUUUUGGACAAGAUGGCAAACAUGGCAACAACAACAACAUGCUGGAAGAGUAUCAAAGCCCCCAGCUCGGAAUACAAGACAGUGGAAUCUUCUCGGAAGACAGUGGGGGGUCCCAACAGAGGGAUGAAAAUGCAAUUCAGCCAUUGCCUGAUUUAUCUGGGACGUGUCCCUCCAUGGCCCCCAUGACUCCUGUGACCCCUACUUCAGAAGCUUCUGGCAUUAUCCCACAGUUACAGAACAUAGUAGCCACUGUAAAUUUGGCUUGCAAAUUGGACCUAAAGAAUAUAGCUCUUCAAGCCAGAAAUGCAGAAUAUAAUCCAAAGAGAUUUGCUGCUGUAAUUAUGAGAAUUAGAGAACCAAGAACAACUGCCCUUAUAUUUAGUUCUGGUAAAAUGGUGUGCACAGGAGCCAAAAGUGAAGAGCAGUCACGACUGGCAGCCCGAAAAUAUGCUCGCGUGGUACAGAAACUCGGAUUUCCUGCAAAAUUCCUGGAUUUCAAAAUACAGAACAUGGUGGGCAGUUGUGAUGUGAGAUUUCCCAUCCGCUUAGAAGGAUUAGUUCUAACUCAUCAACAAUUCAGCAGUUAUGAACCAGAACUGUUUCCUGGGCUUAUCUACAGGAUGGUCAAACCAAGAAUUGUACUGCUUAUUUUUGUGUCUGGAAAAGUUGUUUUAACUGGUGCCAAAGACCGUUCUGAAAUAUAUGAAGCAUUUGAAAACAUAUAUCCAAUUUUAAAAGGUUUCAAGAAAAUCACUUAAGUUAUUUUUUUGAAAAAUUGUAAAGAAUAAAAAAGUGUGUAUAUAUAGCAAAUGUUCUAGUAUUUCAAACCUAUACACAGUAAUUGAUGGACAUAGCUUCUUGCCUUAAUUUUGUCUCAUUUAAUGUUCAUCACAUAUUUGUAAAUAUACCUUAGAAAAAAAUUGAAUGUUAGUAUUCAAAUACAUGAAUUCAGUAGCAUACUGAAAAUUAUUUAAAUUGAAUUCAGUGUGGAGUAACCUCCAUGUAAUUAUUUUGCAUAAAAUAAACUAAAAUAUAAAGUAAUGAUUUAGUGCUAAAUAAAUAUGUAAUUGCCUAAGAGCGAUUGAUUGUAAGCUGCCUAGAGUGGUUUAUUUGGCUUUGAUUUCAAUAAAUCUUAAUGAGAUCAUCACUUACCAUGUGUAAAUCAGGACAUUUAAUUAUGCAGGUAGUCCUCAACCUACAACCACAACUGAGCCCAAAAUUUAUGUUUCUAAGUGAGAAAUUUGUUAAGUGAGU